Messenger RNA from Orussus abietinus, 2197 nucleotides. Its product is annotated as alanine--glyoxylate aminotransferase 2-like. Gene Ontology annotation, cellular component: mitochondrion. The transcript has 9 exons. The record is from RefSeq and is a predicted model, not a curated record. NCBI's taxonomy places the organism in Eukaryota, Metazoa, Arthropoda, Insecta, Hymenoptera, Orussidae. The coding region runs from base 29 to 1606 and encodes 525 amino acids. Gene Ontology annotation, molecular function: pyridoxal phosphate binding; transaminase activity.
CGCCGAGCGGGAGUAAUGAGAGAGUUUAAUGAGGAUCGUUCGUCGAUGUCCUCGCGGGCUUUUCGAGCGCAUUUACGAUACGUUUACGAGACGCGGCCGCGUCGGGCUUGUCAUACGGCGUGAUAUAAGCCCGCGACACCUCUGCAUCAAGAUGCUCGACAAUUUGGAACAGAUGCCCAAGAGCGACACCAUCAAGCUGCGCGAAAGACACAUCGGGCAUUCCUGCAAGUUGUUCUACAGAUCCAAUCCGCUUAAGAUCGUCAGAGCCGAGGGUCAAUACAUGUACGAUGAGAAUGGAGAACGUUAUUUGGAUUGCAUCAACAAUGUAGCCCAUGUCGGUCACUGUCAUCCUCACGUCGUCCGAGCCGGUCAGCAACAAAUGGCCCUGCUGUCGACUAACAGUCGAUUCCUACAUGACAACCUGGUGACAUGUGCUCGCCGGUUGACCUCGCUGCUUCCGGAAUCAUUGUCGGUCUGCUUCCUGGUGAACUCCGGAAGCGAAGCGAACGACUUGGCCCUGCGCCUAGCGGAGGCGCACACGGGCCAGAAGGACGUCAUCGUUUUGGAUCACGCUUAUCAUGGACACCUGACCACGAUGAUCGACAUUUCGCCGUUCAAGUUCAAUCAGCCCAAGGGGACCGGGAAGAAGGACUGGGUUCACGUGGCACCGUGUCCGGACAUUUAUCGUGGUAAAUACCGGGAUGUGGAUCACCCCGAAGAGGACCUGGGCGUGAAGUAUGCCGAGGACGUGAGGAAAAUCUGCAAAGAUGUCAAAGCUGCCGGACGAGGAGUCAGAGCUUACAUAGCCGAAAGCCUCGUGUCCGUGGGCGGACAAAUUCUGCCUCCUAAAAAUUAUUUUAGGAACGUUUACAAAUAUGUUCGCGAAGCUGGGGGAGUGUGCAUCGCGGACGAGGUGCAAGUCGGUUUUGGGAGAGUCGGCAGUCACAUGUGGGCGUUUCAACUUUACGGGGAGGACGUCAUCCCGGACAUCGUGACUCUUGGCAAACCCAUGGGAAAUGGACACCCCGUGGCUGCGGUGGUCACCACUCAAAAGAUCGCCGCCAGUUUCCGGGACUCCGGGAUCGAGUAUUUCAAUACGUACGGAGGAAAUCCAGUGUCCUGUGCCGUGGCGAACGCGGUGAUGGACGUGAUCGAGGGUGAAAAGCUUCAAGAACAUGCCCUCAAGGUGGGAAAACACCUUCUGAGUAAGCUGAGGAAAUUGUCCGAGGUCUGGCUUAUCAUCGGCGACAUUCGCGGGGUUGGACUCUUCCUGGGGAUCGAGCUGGUCCGCGACAGGACGAAGAGGACCCCUGCGAUAGCGGAAGCUGAGUAUGUGGUAUCCAGACUGAGAGAGAUGCGGAUAUUGGUCAGCAGAGAUGGUCCAGAUUGCAACAUCCUGAAGCUGAAACCGCCCAUGGUCUUCGGCAUAGAGGACGCUGAUCACUUCAUCACCGCUCUUGACCAGGUGCUUCGAGAGAUCGAAAUUAACGCCGAUGAGUCUCGCGAGACCAGGAACACCAUUUUUAAAGCGGUUAUCUCAACAGUCGACAUGGAUGCGGAGACCGUUGCCAAUCAGGCGAAGCCACAACUCAUUCGGGCGAAUUGAUGAAUAAAUGCAAACGGAGAACAAUUUCACUAGUGGAGUAAACCGCGCACUAAACCAAUUUUGAUCCGGAUGUAUUUCAGGUGGAAAAGCCGCAACGGUGACGAUUAUUCUGUAACACGCGUUUCGUUUCUUGCCCCCGUCGAAACAUUUACCCUUGACUGGAUAUUAAAUGUCCGAAGCGGUUGAGAAUAUUGUUAACUGUUAAUUAAUCGUCCAUGAACAUGAAUUUCUCGAUGCAGAUGCUAUGGAAAUCUUAUUUUUAUUUUAUGUGUAUUUCAACCGCCGUACAACGUUGUAAUUUCGAGCUCUCUGUGUAACAUCUGUUAAUAACUGCGCGAAUUUAAUGAAGCUGUAAAUAAAAAUUUAUAUAGGAUUAAAGAUCUGUAAAUAAGUAAGUUAGUAUGUACUUGAAUAGAUUUAGAAUUAAAUGAGUAGAAUUAUAGAGUUAGGCAUGCUACACAUGGUUAGGGAUAACGUAAGUUGACUUGAUCGUCAUGUCUUUAUUAUGUCAUCGAAUAAGAGAAGUUGCUAUCUCGUAUUGUUACGUUCAGCAAAAAAAUAAAAAAUAAAAGAUGGCCAGAUGCGAAUCCA